AUGAACGUGGCCAGAUCACUCAGGCAUGUUCGCAGGCAUGGUUCUUCGCCACGACAUACCUCUCUCCCAAGACGGAGUACCAGGAGACACCUCUCUGUCCAGCGCAUAGCCGGCUCCUUGGGAGCUGAAGUCGAGGACAUCGACCUGAAUCAUAUAUCAGAGAACCCCGGCCUUGUGCGAGAGAUCCGCGAAGCAUUCCUCGAGCACCAAGUCAUCUUCUUCCGGGAUCAGAAUCAUCUUGAGCCAGAGUCGUUCCUCAAUUUCGCCUCUCAAUUCGGCAAGUCCGUCAAGUAUCCUUUCGUACGGGGCAUCGACGGCUUUCCCGAGAUCAUCCAGGUGUUAAAGCAGGAGCACGAGACCGUCAACUUCGGCGGUAUCUGGUACAGCGACACAUCGUAUUUCGAAGAGCCACCAAUGGGCUCAAUCCUGUUGGCGAAAGAAGUUCCCCCCUUUGGCGGUGACACCCUCUUUGCCAACCAAUAUGCGGCAUACGAGUCUCUGUCAGAGGGACUGAAACGAACACUGAGCUCCCUGAAGGCGGUAAGCACUUCUGUGAAAGCAGAUGUGAGCAAGACGCGCGAAGACAGAGUUCGGGACAGUGGCAACAGCGCUGCUCAGUCAUCUGUCAUGGAGGCCGUUCACCCUGUCGUCCGGACGCAUCCAGAGACAGGCCGCAAAGCCCUCUAUGUGAAUGUAGCGCAUACCUCUCAUUUUGAGGGUUGGACGGAAGCUGAGUCGAGUCCACUGUUGCAGUUUCUUUUCAAUCAUCAGAUAAGACCUGAGUUUACCUGCAGAUUUCGUUGGAAGAUAGGCAGCAUUGCGUUCUGGGAUAAUCGAUGUGUCCAGCAUAAUCCGAUUAAUGAUUACCAUGGAUAUCGACGCAGUAUGUUGAGAAUCACGCUUGCUGGAGAUAGGCCAAGAUAG
Exophiala dermatitidis NIH/UT8656 is the source of this 924-nucleotide messenger RNA. Its product is annotated as taurine dioxygenase. Gene Ontology annotation, molecular function: 2-oxoglutarate-dependent dioxygenase activity. Gene Ontology annotation, cellular component: cytoplasm. The record is from RefSeq and is a predicted model, not a curated record. The transcript has a single exon. Lineage: Eukaryota; Fungi; Ascomycota; Eurotiomycetes; Chaetothyriales; Herpotrichiellaceae. Bases 1 to 924 code for a protein of 307 amino acids.